Molecule: messenger RNA, 273 nt
Organism: Prunus armeniaca (apricot)
Lineage: Eukaryota; Viridiplantae; Streptophyta; Magnoliopsida; Rosales; Rosaceae
Source: the annotation of a GenBank genome assembly
AUGAGGCUACGGUUUGGGAUGAUGACCCCCACUCUACUUGAUUUGGCAGCUAUCGUCAACCUCCGUCCACAUGGUGUGGCUUACUCAGAAGUUAACCUUCCGAAACACAUUUUGGAGCCAGACUACGACAAGCCCAACAAGAAUUUCAACAAAUGGAUCAAACCCAACUUUACCUAUGUCGGGUUAUCCUCCAGAGCUCCGAUAGGUUCAAAAAAUAGUGUAUCUUACAUGGAGCAUGUGGCUUUUCUUCAAAUGUGGCUAUGCAAAUUCUAG